AUGGAUCAGGCGGAACAAGCUUACCUUUGUUUGUGUGUUGAGGAGGAACGUGCUAUUUGGGACACGUCAUCUGACGCUUAUCUAAGCAAGACCCUGAGAGUAACCAGUGAGCUAACGAGAGGCUCUUCAGCGAAGACCGUAGAAUUCAUGAAAAAUAUGACGUUUCUCGAAAAUAUAGCAAUCCUUACCGAAAGCAGAUAUACAAAUUUCGACCGCGAGCUCAACAUGGACUCGGCAGAUUGCCAGCCAUCGACGUCGAAGGUCCCAUCACUCCGGGUGCUAGGCGAUUUGAGCAACAGUAUUUCUUCACUCUCUUCCCAAAGGCGAAAAAGAAAGUUGCCAGAUGACGAGAGGAGCGCCGUUCGAGUAGCGGCGGAUGCAGUGAUGACGAAACUAGAUAGCACACAUGUUGAAGACAGAUAUACCCACAUCGGUAGAUACGUGGAACCGUCAUUGCGUCGCCUUUCCGAUGAAGAAGCAGACCUUAAGGUCUUACACAUAAUGGCCAUAUUUGCGAACGUCAACAUAAGCGAAAAUCUCGACCACUGCUAUAGUGCAGCGUCAGCUUACCAGCAUUCAAAUCGUUAG
Molecule: messenger RNA, 588 nt
Organism: Cylicocyclus nassatus
Lineage: Eukaryota; Metazoa; Nematoda; Chromadorea; Rhabditida; Strongylidae
Source: the annotation of a GenBank genome assembly